Molecule: messenger RNA, 381 nt
Organism: Blumeria graminis f. sp. triticale
Lineage: Eukaryota; Fungi; Ascomycota; Leotiomycetes; Helotiales; Erysiphaceae
Source: the annotation of a GenBank genome assembly
AUGAAGCUUCUAAAUACUACUUCGACCGCAGCGUUGGCUGGUCUCUUACUCCUAAUGCCUGCCGCCUUUGGAGCAGAAUAUUAUGAAUGUUGGGAUGGUGAAAAAUUCCCGGCUGAACAGAUCACACAUUUAGCAUCGAGAGCAACUGUUGGCAGAAAGAUUAGCAACGGCCCUGAUGUUCCUUAUGGACAAAAUCACAAAACACGAAAAUUUACUCGUGUACCAUCAGGAGUAGUCAUCACAACCUACUUGAUCCAGGUUGAUAAGGUAGAUUCAUCAAUCCGCUUGUUUGAAUUGACAAGUUCGCAAUGGUCUGCAUGUGGUUUGCAAAGUGAUUAUCAACAAACACUAGCUUGGCGCAAAGAUAUAUUUCCAUCGUGA